Messenger RNA from Raphanus sativus (radish), 1669 nucleotides. RefSeq names its product transcription factor LRL3-like. The coding region runs from base 908 to 1318 and encodes 136 amino acids. The transcript has a single exon. Lineage: Eukaryota; Viridiplantae; Streptophyta; Magnoliopsida; Brassicales; Brassicaceae. The record is from RefSeq and is a predicted model, not a curated record.
UUAAAUAAAUUUAAAACAAUAACGAAAAUGAGGAUAAAAAUGCAUGAGGAAGCAAAGGAAGACAAGAGAAGAAGAGAUGGAAAAUGGGAAUGGAGAAGGAAAGGGAGAGUUCAUAAACAAAAACAGUAACGGUUUCUUCCAUGAAACCAUGUCAAUGCUUUCCUCUCUUCCUCCUCCUCCUCUUACUCCCUGGGACUCAUCAUCUCUCCCCCCUCCUCCUCCUCAAUCACUCUUCCACGCUCUCACCGUCUCUAACCAAUUCCAUCAACCACAGGUUCCAAACCAUCACCUUACAUUACAUCAUCAUACCAACGAACUCUUAGGAUGUUUAUUUAUGAUUCCUCAAAAUGACAGCUUUUUUGUGUUGUGUUUGUAAAUGCAGGAGUCUAGCGGUCCAACAACAACGGGUAGCCAAGAUGGGUUGCAGCAGGCGCAAGGGCCUGUCUCAACCACGAGCCCACCUGUGGCUCGCCAAAAGCCAAGGGUGCGAGCUAGGAGAGGCCAGGCAACCGAUCCUCACAGCAUCGCUGAGCGGGUAUCUUCAUUAAUGUUCACUUACCUCCAUCUCAUCUCUGUUAUCUUGUGUUUCUGAUUGUAUCGUUUUGUGGCAGUUGAGAAGGGAACGCAUUGCAGAGAGGAUGAAGUCUCUCCAAGAACUGGUUCCCAACACCAACAAGGUUCUUUCAUGAUCUUACAGGUGAUUAUCUGGAUUUGCAUGAUAACUGAAUUGGUUGAUAUGAUGUAAUGCAGACGGAUAAAGCAUCAAUGCUGGACGAGAUCAUCGAGUAUGUUAGAUUCCUUCAGCUUCAAGUCAAAGUACUAAGCAUGAGCAGAUUGGGAAGUGCAAGAGCAGCUGGUCCACGACUCAAUGGUCUCACAUCCGAGGUUAGUUCUUUAGUCCCUCUUCAUGGCCUUUUUAGGUAAAAGUGGCAUAUUAUCACUUAAUCAUCAUCAUUGUGGUUUUUUGGUAAAAUGUAAGGUAAGAGGACAGCUCAACGCACUCUCGGGACCAUGCAAUGUCAGUAACGGGAAUGGAAACGCAACGGGAUCAUCCAGCGAGAGCCUAAGGACAACGGAGCAGAGGGUGGCGAAACUGAUGGAAGAAGACAUGGGAUCAGCAAUGCAGUACCUUCAAGGGAAGGGGCUUUGUCUAAUGCCCAUCUCCCUCGCAACAGCAAUGUCAUCAUCAUCUAAUCACUCUCGUGGAGCUCUCUUCAGCCCCAACUCCAAUGCUGUAGCAGCACAGGAGGCAAAUGUAGCAGGUGCUGCACCUGAAGCCUCCUCCACUAUGGAUGAUGUAUCUGCCUCCAAGGCGUGAUCCAUAGGAUCUCUCAAUUGCUUCUUCAUUUUCUCCGUUUUGAGUCGAAGUGUCAAACACUAAUAUUCAUUUUCUAUCUACAAUUUUCAUUGUUAAGCAUUAAAUAAUAUAAAACAGUUAAUUUACAACAUUUAAACACACAACUAGCAUAACCGACAAGGCAGAAACCAUACAGUACAGUAGAGAGGUGGUGGGACCGAAAACUAAGAGACAUGCGUUCCACUACUUAACCCAAAAUCGCUUUGUCAACGCUGCUACCGUUUGGGUAAAUCGAAUGUAACCUGAACCAGUAUAAUAAUCUCUAUUCAAGUUGAAGCUCCCCACAUUCUACCACUUAUUAUAUUCAGGCUC